AUGUGUAGAAAUAGAAAAAAUGAUGAUUCCAUUGAUUCGGAAGUUGUCGAUUUGAACGACAAUGCUAACGAUAGUUACAAUGAUGAUAUAGAUCAAGUUAUGCAAAAUGUUAAUAAUAUUAAAUCGAACUUGGGUUCUAUAGCUAAAUCAUUCUUCAAUUUUACUAGUGAUUCGGUCAGUGAUAUAAACAAUAAGGCUAAGGAUUACUCAAUGAACUGGUUGUCGGAAAUUGAUGAUGAGUCGAAUGAACAUAUCAACGAAAUCCGUAAGCACUUCAGGAAGUUUUUUAACGAUUUUGAGCCUAAAGUAGACGAAUAUUUCCCCAAACCUUAUCAAAGUAGAAGCAACAGUAAUAGUGAUGAUCAAUUACCAUUACAGUUUUCUCCUUGGUUACCGGGUAGAGAUCACUUUCCUCAUUUCUUCGGAGGUUCCAGGAAAUGUGGAAAGACACCAUUUGGAUUCUAUUCAUACAAGACUCCUUCAAUUAGAAACUAUCACGAAUGCAUUGAUAAGAAAGGUGAAUCUGUAUGGGAUUCGCAUGGGUAUUGGAGAUGCUUAUUUCCAAACUCAGAGGUACCCAAUGAGUUAUUGAAGUUAAAGAACGAAAAACUUAGUGGUGAGAUUUUAACUAAAGAAGAUUUUAAUAAUGCUUUAGCAGGUCAAUCGAGCUCUCAAAAAGAUGGAAUAAUUGACUUAGGUGAAAAAGGUAUCUACUUCAAACAAUUUACAGACUUUUUGAACUGGAAAAGUAUAAUGUACGAAAACGUUAAGCGUGAAAAGGAAAAGAAAAGACAUGAAUUAAUUGAAAGAAGAAAGCAACAGGCACAAGAGUGGAAGAGUUUUAAUACCCCCAGUGGUGAAAUGACUGAGGAUAAGACUGUUAUUUCGAGCUCUGUGCAAUCAAAUUUAAGUUCGAAUCUGGACGCGAAUGAAUGUGUUUUAAAUGAAACAAGAACAGAGUACUAUAACGAUGGUACUUCAUGUACAAAGACAAUAACCAAAUCAAAACCUUUUGAUGCGAAAGAUUGGGUCAAUGUGACAGAGAAUGUCGAGCAUAAUAAUACAAGCAAUGGUAAAAAUGGAUGGUUUUGGAAUUCAAAGGAUAAUUAG
Messenger RNA from Debaryomyces fabryi, 1110 nucleotides. RefSeq lists its product as uncharacterized. The transcript has a single exon. The coding region runs from base 1 to 1110 and encodes 369 amino acids. The record is from RefSeq and is a predicted model, not a curated record. NCBI's taxonomy places the organism in Eukaryota, Fungi, Ascomycota, Pichiomycetes, Serinales, Debaryomycetaceae.